Bactrocera oleae (olive fruit fly) is the source of this 730-nucleotide messenger RNA. The record is from RefSeq and is a predicted model, not a curated record. NCBI's taxonomy places the organism in Eukaryota, Metazoa, Arthropoda, Insecta, Diptera, Tephritidae.
AAAUCAGUUGUAGCUGAAACGUUGCUUAUCUUGUAACAACUACUCGUCUGUUUACUUGUGGAUGUGUGUGUAAAAAAAAAUAAAGUUUAAAUAAUAAUAGAAAAGUUGUUAUAAUAAUAUUUCGAAAAUGACAAAAAUGCACUCAGCCUUGCUUUGCCUCUCCCUAUUCACGAUCUCAUGCAGCGCUCAAUUUUAUUUCCAACAACCAGUGCAACUGCCCUAUCAACAGCAUCAAUACCUACAAUAUACUACUUCACCACCAGAUUUCAAACCAAUAUCUGAGCCCAAUCAGGAGGGCCCACCGCAUCCUUCAGUUGUAGCAAAUGCUCAGCGGGAUUCACUUUUACCACCCGAAUUGUCGAAGAGUCGGCGCUUCUAUAGCAAUCCUCGUAUCGCCGCUGCACUUGCCAAAGAAUCACUACUGACACCCAAAGAGAUGGUCGUAUUCGAUCGAGAAGCAGAAAAAAUCGAUCGCAAUCAAAUUUAUAAAAUCUUCCACAAUGCCGGUUGGGCGUAAACGACACGUUUGCUGUACAUUAUGUAACAAUUCGCUCACUUGAGAACGAAGUGCUUUGCUUAGCAUGUGUCUUGUUUUUGUUGUUAAUCUCUUGCCAAUUACACUCAUCUAAUUAUAUUUUAUAAUGCUCAUAUCUAUGUAGCUGUAAGUUGUUGAAAAGAGUAUUUAUUGUUGUUAGAAUUAAUAAAUUACGGUUUAUAAAACUUUAAAAAA